GGAUGAGGGGUAUAGCAGGGGAUCUUUCCUUUUCUUUCCCCAAUCUUAAAGCUCUUUUUAAGGGAUAAAUAAUCUUUAUUCUCUUUAGAAUGCAUAUAUUUUUCAAUGGGGGAUUGAAUUUGGACUACGUAUCCCAGCAUUCCCCUCUUCUUUCUCCUCUUCCCAUUUCCUGUCUCUAGCCUUAAUUGUUUCUCUUCAACACCUGAUUACAUUUAGCAUUUAGGCUCAGGGACCAAUCAGCUCUCCACCCCAAUUGAAGAACUCCUUGCUCCAAACACUUUUAGUAACGGGGAGCAGGACAGAACUUCAUAGUCCUCUGACGAAGCGACUGUGUCGCGAAACGUCAGGACAUCGCUUUUAAACUUGUUUGGAUGGCUUUUUCUUUUUUUCUUUUUUGCUACAGUGUGCACACUGAUUCUUUUAAAGGAUUACUUUUUUUCAAUAAAGAGGAUUAAUUGAUUUCUUCCUGGACUGAGCCUAUUGUUUGGAGAAGAGUUCUGCUGGAGGCCGUUUGGCUGAAUCCUCUUGGACCAGUCUUCAGUGUUUGGACACCAGACGGAUCUCUCUAUGGUCCGGUGGGCUGACAUCGAAUCACUUUACACCAACAUUGACACUCGAUUGGGCCUUGAGGCAGUCAGAGAGUGCUUCAAUAGACAUCCAGACCCUUGUCGGCCGGAUGAUCUUAUAUUGCAGCUGUUGGAGAUCAACCUGACCAGGAAUGAUUUCGAAUUUGAUAAACAGUGUUAUCUACAGAUCCAGGGUACGGCGAUGGGUAAGAUGUUCGCUCCUUCUUAUGCCAAUAUCUAUAUGGCUUAUUGGGAGCGGACAUUGCAAUCCAAAUUUACGGAAAGGCCUGCUCUCUAUUUCAGGUAUUUGGAUGACCUCUUUGGUGUCUGGUCCCACGGCCCUGAGUCAUUCGAUCGGAAAAACCAGAACUUGAAGGAUUUGUUGGUCAGAUCUUCGCUUCCUUCGGAUCCUGUGGCAGCACCUCCGACUUGGACAAAGUAUUUCCGCCAGCCUAAAGUCCUGUGGACCGAUCCUAGGGGACAUGUUGCUUUACCUCGCAUAACCUUAUUGACUCGGAAUGUUGUAUAUUUGAUAACCUGUACUCAUUGUGAUCACCGAUAUGUGGGGGAAACGGGCAAUACACUACAGACACGACUGAAACAACAUCUUCGUAACAUUAACCUUCAGAAUCUCAACACACCAUUAGUAAAACAUUUUGCUUCUAUAGAUUUGUCUUUCAUUAUUUCUGGAUUGGAGGCGAAUUUUCUAUGGUCUUCUGGGGAAAGGAAACGGAGGGAGAUGUUUUGGAUAAUGGAUUUGAACACCUCUUUUCCGUGUGGGUUCAAUAUUGGGGAUCGGGUAUGGGCUGAAGUGGGAGAUCCUGUUUGGUAAUUCAUGGUCUAGAUUGUACACCCCCUUUUUGUUUUCUUGAAGUGAUGUGAUGGUAUAUUUGACUUUUGGAGUGAUUAGUAUGAAAUUUGAUGGUUGGCACUUGUACUUUAGCACUUGGAGACCAUGUAGAGCCAUACAGAUUCACCGUACUGAAUAAUAUCCUCCCAAUCCUGGUUUCCAUUUUCCUUUUUUUUUUCUCUCUAGUCUUCAUUUUUGGUCUAGAGUCAGAUUUUGU
Molecule: messenger RNA, 1633 nt
Organism: Tachysurus fulvidraco (yellow catfish)
Lineage: Eukaryota; Metazoa; Chordata; Actinopteri; Siluriformes; Bagridae
Exons: 3
Coding region: 568-1398 (276 amino acids)
Source: RefSeq, a predicted model, not a curated record